AAUGUUUCAUUCAGAGGUGAUUGCUGCGCGGUUUCUGUCUUUUGAUCAGAUGUACAGUUAUGAGAGGCGCCUGCAGACAUUUUCUGAAUGGCCUUUUCGAGAAGAUUGCCAGUGCACACCUGAGCUGAUGGCCAAGGCAGGUUUUGUUCACUGCCCUAGUGAGAACGAGCCGGAUGUAGCCUGCUGUUUCUUCUGCCUCCGAGAACUGGAGGGCUGGGAGCCUGAUGACAACCCUUGGUCUGAGCAUGCUAAACGCUCCCCCAAUUGUGGCUUUCUUCACCUGAAAAAGACAUUUGAAGAGCUCACUGCUAUUGAGUUUUUCCACCUGGAACUCGAGAGGCUUCGUAUCUACAUUAGGAAGAUGGCUCACAUGAAGAUUGCCCACUUUCGUGAUGAGGUAGAGGCCAUCAGCAAAAAUCUCAGAAGUCUCAUUUGAUAUCCAG
Molecule: messenger RNA, 443 nt
Organism: Myxocyprinus asiaticus (Chinese sucker)
Lineage: Eukaryota; Metazoa; Chordata; Actinopteri; Cypriniformes; Catostomidae
Product: baculoviral IAP repeat-containing protein 5.1-B-like
Exons: 4
Coding region: 2-436 (144 amino acids)
Source: RefSeq, a predicted model, not a curated record